AAUUAAGUGAAACAAACGGUACAUUUUUCUUGUUAUUUUAAAUUAUGGAUAGCCAGAGGAACAGUCCAACACUCAGACAUCAUUUACAAACAAAGCAUUUGUGUUUAGUGAGUCCGCCAGAUCAGAGGGAAGCGUUGAACUUGCUGAACGGUUAUAACAACAUCAGACUGAUUGGCACUGUCCUCUUUCACAUAGAUUGGCGGCUGGGACGUGAGUUAUUUGGCAUAUAAUUUCACUGUGUGCACCCGGGAAGCUAAAAAUACUCAGUCCUAGGGAUGAGAUCAUAGUCUUGGAGUUGGAGAGAGACAGGGACUAUGAUUAUAGGCUUUUGUCACAGGCAUGAAACGGCUAUUUGUCAACACCGUGUCAAAAGCGGAGACAAAGCUUCUCUCCAAAGAGUCCGAGGUAUGAAGCCUGUGGUGGAUCUUACAUGAUCACUUUAUCAAUGGACGGUGUUAUUAUGCAUGAUUUACCGGCAUGCGUAAUUAAAUAUUGUAUCAUUGCCACAUUUUGCGACAAUUUCCUAAAACCAGACUUUUGACCUAUAAUUUAGUGUGUGCUACUAAUGUAGGCGAGUGGGGCUACACUUGCAGACUAAAUGCAAAAUACAUACACCUAGACUUUAGGGUAGCAAAUCUCCAUAGUUGAUGUUAGGUGCUGUGAGUUACUCUAUACGUUUAGCCUACUUUACAGGCUUGCAUUUGUUGGUUGGCCUAUGAGUAGCCCAAACUGUAUAGGUAAACACACAACAAACCUGUGGCAGUGGCCUUAGUAACCAGGCUAUGUUUUAGACCGGGAAACUGGUCAAAAAAUUUGGUUGGUGAAAACGAAGUCCCUAUUGCUGUCAAAUAGCCAAUGUUAUGCUGCGUUCAUAACCAAAUGGGAAGGUGGUAACUACAAUGGUCAAGUCGUAAAUAUGAGUCAGGUGCAUUCAGGUUUUGAUGGGACACACCAUCAAACACGGAGGACAUUAGGCUUGAGAUUGUUUUGCUAUGUUUUGCACAUGACGACAGAGAGGUGCAAGUGGGAAACUCAGAGCACGCGGAUGGUAGGCCUACACGAUUUUGGCUCUAGUAAUUACCAGUUGGAUGGGGGUUGAAGGGGAUUUUUCCCAGUCGUAUGCUGGUAUUUACUAAAUUAUGAGAAAUUACGAACGAAGCAUUAUAUCACUGAUUAGACUGAGUAAAUGAGGGUAGGUAGGUGAGCACUGUUAAAAUAGUUGUAGGGUGGUAAUUUGGCUGGAUAGUGUUGUAUAAAACUACAUGAUUAAACUGGCGUGCGCGGCUAAAGUUCGUCUGUGCAAUAGACUUCAACAAGUGAGUUGCUCAUGACACGCAGUCCAUUAAAACCAGAGGAAAUGUCUGACCUCUGAACGUCGAGAUAAAGUGCAAUGUACAAGAGAGUGGUUUAAUGUAUGACUUUGGAGCAGGGCCCGCGGAAUCAGUGCUUUAGAUAAAGUUUAAAAACAUAUAUAUAUAGCACUGUAAUGGGCGUAGGAAAAUCUCCUGGUUGGAAAGCAUUGUUCAUUACUGAAUGACUCCCAUGUAACCACUGCUUAAUAGCAGCCUAUAUGAGGGGAUUAUGAUUUGAUAGGACCACGUAGGAAGUACAUGUUUACUUGUCUUAUGUAACGAAUGUUCUACACAAUCUAGUGUAUACAGCUGAUGGGAGUGGGGAAUGUUGUAGCCUAUAUUUUCUCCCCAAAAAUAACUCGCAAUUGACACGUGAUUCAUGCGGGAUAUGCCACCAUUCACCAUUCACUAAUUUGGCUAUUUGACUGCCAAUGUAUCCAUACUGUCGUUCUAAAACAAAUGUACCAUACCUUAUACAUACAUUGAAGUAUUAUUCUUUCCAAUAAAUAGUCUCUUGCGAAAUUGUCUAAUUUAGCCUCUGCUGUCAAUGAUUCUUUCAGAUGAAGCAGUUUAUUUAGGAGAACGGUGCUUCAAUGUCCCCAAAAGGUGGCACUGUUGAGUUUUACAACGGCAGAUGUAUGUCUGCUCUCCACAAAUCCUUUGUAAUUUCAUUUCAUAGAACUUCAGCACAGAAUCGUAUGUAUUCCUGUAUUCUGUCACAUAUCAAUACUGUAUGAGCCAACGCUGUCGUUCAUGUCACUAAGAUUAUUGUAAUGCAUGCUUAUGCAUUUUGGUUAGACUACUGGUAAAUUUGACCACUUCGAAUUUCAAGUAACACGAAUUGUGAAAACGUGUGCAUAACCAUCCCCCAAUAUUUGCACAUCAUAAAUCAUGAAUACUAUGUUUUGAUACUUUUGAAACUAAUAUAAAUCCUACAACCAUACAAAAACGUUAUUACGCAUUUAUUUCAUGACAACAACUAAUAAUGUAUAUUAUUGCUUCAAUAACUUCAUAAUUUGCAUAUUGCAAUUUACAUUUGGAUAUUAAAAUGUUACCAUUGCCACUUGCAAUAACACUAAAUCGAACCAUAAUGUGCACACAGCCUACUGUCCUUUCCCCACCAUGAGCGCAGUGAGAUAAUUGAAUGGUGAUUUUUUUGUCCAAAUGGUAGAAUAAAUGGCCAUUAAAAUAAUAUAAAUGGAGAGGCGAAAGAGUUAAGAGGUUGAGUUGCAGCUGACAGUCAGCUGAUAGCCUUUGACAGUUGAGAAAAGUUUUGUUUCUCUACUAAUAUGUUAAUUAGCCCAUAGAUUGUGCGAGCCCAUUGGCUCUUCGUCCGAGUCAAUUUCCCAUUUCCAACCUGACGUCAGGGCGGCUAUAAAACUCUGCAAUGCUUUUAAACUCAUCUGCUGUGUGAUCCUUCUAAAAAAAUCGCCUACAAGUCAGAGGCAUUUUACGUCCGAGGCUACAUUUACCCCUCUCCUUCGACAUUUCACCCUCCGCUUUACGCAAUGUAGGCAUAUCCAUGAAGAAACAGUAAUGUGUUAAAUGUUAAAAAUACAAAUUCGCCGAAUUUCUCAUGCUGAAAGAGGACUCCGCAACUCGCCUGCACGGCUCUGGUGCGUCUGUGCAAUAGACUCUGAAAAGAAAACUAUUCAUUUACAGUUGGGAGCACGUCGCUGCAAAAAGGACAUUGAAAACCUAUUUUUUCACUUUAAGACAAAUACGCUUAAAAAGCAAACUGGCUCACGUUCUUCCAAACCAACCCAGUUUGACAGCUGCUCUUCACCCCCUUUGGAGGACUGUCGGCAGCAAGAGGAUGGCAUCAGAACUGGCAAUGAGCAACUCCGACCUGCCCACCAGUCCCCUGGCCAUGGAAUAUGUUAAUGACUUCGAUCUGAUGAAGUUUGAAGUGAAAAAGGAGCCGGUGGAGCCCGAUCGCAACAUCAGCCAGUGCAGCCGCCUUAUCGCCGGGGGAUCCUUGUCUUCCACACCGAUGAGCACGCCUUGCAGCUCGGUGCCCCCUUCUCCAAGCUUCUCGUCGCCCAGUCCGGGGUCGGGGAGCGAACAGAAGGCACACUUGGAGGAUUUCUACUGGAUGUCCGGUUAUCAACCGCAGUUGAAUCCGGAGGCGCUGGGCUUCAGCCCCGAAGACGCAGUUGAGGCGCUGAUCAACAGCAGUCACCAGCUCCAGUCCUUCGAUGGCUAUGCUAGAGGGCAGCAGUUUGCCGGCGGAGCCGGAGGAGGAGGCACCAUGGGCGGGGAAGAGAUGGGCUCUGCCGCGGCGGUGGUGUCCGCAGUUAUCGCCGCCGCAGCAGCCCAGAACGGGGGGCCCCACCACCACCAUCACCUCCACAACGGCGGCCACCAUCACCAAUCACCUGGGGUCUCGUCCAACGGCAGCUCCGGAGGAAACCACCCACACAUGGGACAUUUGGACGACCGGUUUUCGGACGACCAGUUGGUGGGCAUGUCGGUGCGGGAGCUCAACCGGCAGCUACGGGGAGUCAGCAAGGAAGAAGUGAUCCGGCUGAAACAGAAGAGGAGGACCCUAAAGAACAGAGGCUAUGCGCAGUCCUGCCGCUACAAGCGGGUGCAGCAACGGCACGUCCUGGAGGGCGAGAAGACGCAGCUCGUCCAGCAAGUCGACCACCUCAAGGCGGAGAUCUCCAGGCUGGCCCGGGAGAGAGACGCAUACAAAGAAAAAUAUGAGAAGCUCAUCAGCAACGGCUUCAGAGAAAAUGGAUCCAGCAGUGACAACAACCCUUCCUCCCCGGAGUUUUUCAUGUCAUCCAGAAAAUUCCUCCAUCUGUGAACGAGAGCCUCGCCCCUCCCUGCCCUUGGCCUUGAUGUCUGAGAUAACCUGGCGACUGAACGCUGAUGACUUAAGAGUGACUGACCAAUGGCAUGAGGAACCCCACAAAGCACAACAACAUUUAAAGAUGACUUCCCUGGAGAAGAAGAAAACACCCCUAAAAACAGUGUAGAGGAAUGCUUCAGAGUCUCUUCCUACUCCCACUUCCAUCUCCACGAUUUUACCUACAGCUUUUUUGUAAGAAAACAAAAACAAACAAAACACUGACUCAAAUGAUGAAUCAAGAUGAUUGACAACAUCAGAAGAAUAUUACGGGAGAAACCAUUUCCUUUGUAGGGGGGGGGGGAGACAAAACUUUGAUGCAUGUUACUGUAAGUAGUUCAUCUAAAACCUUUUUCCCCCAAGUGGGAUCCUCCACUAAGAAGACUCGUCCAAGUCCUGCGUUCCUGAUUUAGGAUACAAUACCCAAGCAACCCACCUCCUCCCUCUGAAAUCCCUUACUCUAUCUUCCCUAUCAGAGGUCAUUGUAACUACCAUUGACAAUAUGUUCCUCGUUUUAGAGAACUUACUUCCUGUAUCAUUUUAGUUGGACUGUAAGACUACUAUAGUGUAUACUAUUUGCAUAAUGAACCAGUCUUCCUCUCCAAUGGACAUGAGUGAUGUACUAUAGCAUGGAUCUGACUUUACUGUGUUCCUCAGUAUGCUUGUAGAUCACAAAACUCAUAAUUGUGAAUAGUACAACGAUUACACCUUUUUAAUCCUAGAUUCCUAUCUUUACCAGGCAGUAUUAACUUACUGUAUACCAAGUAGGGCAUUUUGUUGACCUGUAUAUUUGACUAAAUGCAUAGAAAUGCAAGUAAUAGCUCAUUGUAUUAUUUGAAUACCUGCAGACAUAUUAGGGAAACAUUUCUGUCUAUAAAGACAAUGGGACUGUGA
Molecule: messenger RNA, 5100 nt
Organism: Oncorhynchus kisutch (coho salmon)
Lineage: Eukaryota; Metazoa; Chordata; Actinopteri; Salmoniformes; Salmonidae
Product: transcription factor Maf
Exons: 3
Coding region: 3169-4164 (331 amino acids)
Biological process (GO): regulation of transcription by RNA polymerase II
Cellular component (GO): nucleus
Molecular function (GO): RNA polymerase II cis-regulatory region sequence-specific DNA binding; DNA-binding transcription factor activity, RNA polymerase II-specific
Source: RefSeq, a predicted model, not a curated record